Messenger RNA from Fusarium graminearum PH-1, 1626 nucleotides. RefSeq lists its product as uncharacterized. NCBI's taxonomy places the organism in Eukaryota, Fungi, Ascomycota, Sordariomycetes, Hypocreales, Nectriaceae. Gene Ontology annotation, cellular component: cytoplasm; SUMO activating enzyme complex. Gene Ontology annotation, molecular function: SUMO activating enzyme activity. The transcript is spliced from 2 exons. Gene Ontology annotation, biological process: protein sumoylation. Bases 1 to 1626 code for a protein of 541 amino acids. The record is from RefSeq and is a predicted model, not a curated record.
AUGCCUCCCAUGGAUGUCGGCGCCAGCAUGAACGGCAACGGUAUCCCACAUGUCCCUAACCACGUUCUCAACCCGAUGAACCCUGAAGCUUUGACCAUGCUGGGUGACCCUUCUCUCAUGGCAGACCCUUCCCUGCUGGGUAUGCAAAUGCCUAUGGCCGAUCCUUCUUUCAUGAUGCAACCUGGAAUGAACCUCUCAAAUGGCCAGACCCAGGGAUUUAGCCUCCCAGUAGUACCGCCACCUACCACUGUCAGUGCCGAGGAGGUUGCUCUCUAUGAUCGCCAGAUUCGCCUCUGGGGCAUGGCUGCUCAAGCCAAGAUCCAAAGCGCAAACAUUCUUCUCAUCACCAUCAAAGCCCUUGCCAACGAGAUCGCCAAGAACCUGGUUCUUGCUGGUGUCGGUUCUUUGACUCUUCUUGACAGUGCUACUGUUACCGAAGCCGAUCGAGGUGCUCAGUUUCUACUCCCUGACGAUGAGGACGUUAUUGGAAAAAACAGAGCCCAGGUUGCCAGUGUUGCCCUCAGAAAGCUUAACCCUCGUGUUCACGUUCAUGUUGACGAGGAAGGCGUUAAGACCAAGGGCCCAAGCUAUUUUGCUGCAUACGACAUUGUCAUUGCGACCGACCUUGAUCCUGAGUCUUUCAACAUCAUCAACACAGCCACACGCCUGAACUGCAAGGCUUUCUAUGCUGCUGGCUGCCAUGGUCUCUACGGCUUCAUCUUCAGCGAUUUGAUCGAGCACGAUUAUGUCAUUAAGCGUGAUCUCGGAAACGUAUCAACAACCACUGGCCCAGAAACUCGCACGCGCUCUAUUGUUGACGUUCAGACCCGCAAGGAAGGACCCAAAACAAUCGAGUCUGUCACCAAGCGCGAGCUCUAUUCCACAUGGUUCCUCGCCAGCGAUGUCGCUGUCCUACCUGCCGAGUACACCCAGUCCAAGCGACGACUCAAGAGUGUGACCCCUGCUCUGUCUUGCCUCCGUGCUCUCUGGGAGUUCAUGCAACUCCAGAACGGUCGUGUUCCCAGCAAUCGCGAAGACCUUAAGAUGUUCACACAGAUUGCUACACAGAAACACAAAGCACUCGGUCUGCCCAGUGAAACACUUCGUCCCGAGUUUCUGCGCAGCUUCCUUCAGAACCUCGUCAGCGAAAUCUCCCCUGUUUCCGCUAUUCUCGGUGGUCAACUUGCUCAAGAUGUCAUCAACGUCCUCGGACAAACCCAGCAGCCUAUCCAAAACAUGGUCGUCUUUGACGGUAACACCAUGGAGGCGCUUAUGUACCCUCUGCACCCAGAAGGCCCUCUCGGAGCAUCCCUACUCACCGAUCACACCGUCCCUAAUGGUGGCGCACCCAUGCUCAUGGGCGGCGGCAUGGAUGGUCUCCCUCUGGGCAUCGACCCUACCGCGAUGGGUGCUUUACCUCACCAUAACAACCCUAUCAUGCUUGCUGGUGGUAUGCCCCAAACCGGCAACUUCAUCGCUAUGCCGGGCGGCUCCCUCGCCGAUCCUACACAGCUCAACGGUGCACCGGCACCUCAGCGGCCUAUUCAAGAACAGGCAGCUCAGGCCACAGCAGAGCAACCCGUACAGGAAGCACAGGCGAACCUCAACGCCUCAGAGACCAAUUAG